Molecule: messenger RNA, 6105 nt
Organism: Aplysia californica (California sea hare)
Lineage: Eukaryota; Metazoa; Mollusca; Gastropoda; Aplysiida; Aplysiidae
Product: E3 ubiquitin-protein ligase RNF126
Exons: 9
Coding region: 28-987 (319 amino acids)
Molecular function (GO): ubiquitin protein ligase activity
Source: RefSeq, a predicted model, not a curated record
UUCCUUCAUCACUUAGGAAAAAACAAAAUGGCGGAAGCUACAGUGGCACCUCCUUGUAACACAAGAUUCUUUUGUCAUGAGUGUCGCAGUGAAGUUCGGCCUAAUAUUCCUGCCUACACAUGCUCAAGAUGCAACAGUGGUUUUAUCGAGGAAAUGGAAAGUGGUCCAGCUGCACAACCACAGUCCUCUGCCAGUGCCACACCCACAGACCCUGCUGUUCAGUUUGCAGAAAUGCUUAGCAAUGCUUUUCUGGAUCCCCUCCGUAAUUCAGGAGGGCCUGGCACCAUGUGGGGCACGCGACACAGGUACAACACUCGCCAAGCAAGCCAAGCCCCACGAAAUCCAACAGAAGACACAGAAGAGAGCGAGGAUGACGAUAUGAGAGGUGUUGCACCGAGUGCUGUGUUCCACUUUACUCCCGGUGACCUUCACCAACCAGGCCAGCAGACCUUCCAUGGGAUUAUUAAUUACAUGAUACAGCGCCUUGGCAGUGACCUGGGAGGAGGCCCCCCAUUUGUUCACUUACAUGGCAACCCAGGGGAUUAUGCAUGGGGCACAGGAGGUCUGGAUGCCAUCAUUUCGCAGUUGUUUAGCCAGUUGGAAGGAUCUGGAGCCCCACCAGCACAAAAAGAAAAAAUUGAGAGCUUGCCCACAGUGACCAUAGAUCAGUCACAUAUUGAUGCGACAUUGCAGUGCGCUAUAUGCAUGGAUGACUUUGAAUUAUAUCAGAAAGUUAGAAAGCUUCCUUGUGACCAUAUGUAUCAUUCAGAAUGCAUCGUGAAGUGGUUAGAAAUGCACGGCACGUGCCCAGUGUGUCGGAAGGACCUAAAUGGGGAAGAUACUUCUACAAAUGAAGUGGAUUUUGCGUCAGUGUUUCCUCGAAAUGGUGAUGAUGGACAGGGAGCAUCCUCGUCCUCCUCCUCAUCUUCCAUAUCUAUGGGUCCGUCAGGCUCCUCGUCUUCUUCUAUGGAUGAUCACCAGGCGUGAUCAUCAGAUUGUUUGUUGGAUGUCACAGAAACUCUAACCUCAAAAUAUUUCACUCCAUGCCCAUGCCACUUUGUAAAUUUAAAAGACAGGAGAGUUUCUUUUCAGGUGGAAGUAUAUUAGUUUUGAACAUAGAACUGCAAUAUGAAUAUAAGUUUGUUAUCGAAAAUUUCUUCUGUAGUUUUAAAUAUCUGCAGUGGGAAAUUAAUUGCUCAAAAAUAUGCUGAAUCUUAAGCUAGAGUAUGCAUGUAUACUGCCUACUACUUUUUGCUCCUGGGUUGUGAUAAGGUUGAGUUCAGUCUUCUCUACUCCUUUUUUCUUCUAACUAGUACGGUUGGUUCCCCCUUCCCCUUCCCAAAGCUUAUAUUUAUGGAAAGUGUAACAUCCAUUUUCUUCACGUUAUGGUGCCCGUGAAUGGGAAACCUAUGGCAUGGGUAGGAAUAGCUGUGUUGCUCUGUGAUAUGAAAGAGUGUGCUUGACAGGACGGUGAAUGCAUCUAUUGUGUGUGAAUGCUAGUAUAGUAGUCUCCGCCAAAAGGCACAGUGCUCAGGAGGGCACCCAAAAAUGCGUUUAUAUGGAGCGUGCAUUUAUGUGAACCUGUGCAAAGGGGGAAAGGGAAAAAACCAUCCCAUAUCCUUGAUGUUUAAGUGAUUAUUGUUACCUUCCUUGGGGUUGGGAUCGUUUCCACUGAUUAUAUGGCGGUGUGGCUUGUUUUAUAAAGUAUUCCCCAAUCGUGAUUGCAUCUACAGAAGCAUUAAAUGAGUGGUGGAAAAAAGCAGAAAGUCUGACUACUGACUCACUCUACUGAUGUGCACAAACAUGUUGGGAACAGGCAAGAGGAAGCUGUUGGUGAUAGUCAAAGGGAAGGGAGCUCAGCCAUGCGGCUUUCGAAGCAACCACUCCCGACAUCCGGUCAUGUAUUUCAUUUUGGUAAAUGCAUGGAUGACAUUAGACAUCCUAAGAAACUUUUAUCUAGUGAAUCAUUGAACUAGUACCGGAAAGUAAUAAGUUUUUUGAGUAAGUUUGAGCUCAGUUGAUGGCUUGACUAAAUCUUUAAACUUAUAUAUUCAGGCCUGUUGAUUGUUCUGCAGCAUUCACACAUGUUGUCUAUCAUGGUCGUAGGCCAAACUAAACAUUACAGUCACCAAAACAUCAGUGAGGAACCUUCUCUCAAAGAUGCAUUUCAAGUGGCCAAUCGGAAGACAUUUCAGUCUCUUCCUAGGGUGGGAACAUGCUGUCCAUCACUUUUUUGUGUGUUAUAUGAGGAGCAUUCAAAUAUGCAGUUGUCCUGACUUGUCUUUGUUUUCAUGGUGCAUGCCGUCUAGGUUGUUUAGCAAAUUUCCCUUUGUCAAGCUUUAUCUGUCGGCGGGUUUUGCAGAUCGAAGUGUGCGUUUAGGGGAAGUGACCUUGUGUUUGUAUAUCUAAACUAUGUAGUUGAAAGCCUGUCAUAUGACGAAAGCGUGCGUUUGAGUGGGGGUACUUUUGUAUGACUUGCGUUUAGGCGGAGACUACUGUAACAUCACUAUGUAUAGUUCCCAAUUUUGUGUUUUGAUGAGAUCUAUUUAAAACUUUAUGCAUGUCUGUAUGUGUGAAGAGUAUAAAUGCGAUACCAAUGUUGCUAUAUUUGGGUAAUCUUAAUCUCAGUUGUAAUAAGAUUUGAGAACUUACUCAAAACCUUAAUAUUUGGCAGUGUUACUAAUUAAAAGACUGUGAAGUUUUGUAAUUUUUCUAAAGGUCUCCUGAAGCAAGCAUGUUUUACUCUGUCCUUGACUGCUGUAUUCAUCAUUUGUUAAAGCUGUUCUGUUGCAAUUGUUCUACUCUGCUGCUCACCUGUCAAACUUGAGCUAGCUGUUGUAAUCAUUUGUUGAUAAAGUCACUUAACUAGUGAAGUUUUACUCCUCUUCAUCUGUCUUGUAGUAAUGUCUUAUGUUAUCAAGUGUGCCAUCAUUGUUUUUAAGUAACAAAUAGUCUGUGUCCUUUAAUAGUAAUAUUUUAAGCAUAUGAGAAGUGUGGGGGUGCUUAAAAGUCUUUUGAUUAAAAAAAAAAAAUGAAGUAAAAUCGUAAGUUUAAAAGUUCUCAACUCAAUGAUUUUCCAAUUACGGAAAUUUUUCAAGUUAUAACCCUUUUAUUACACCAAAGCUAUCUUGUGGACAUCCGUGAAAUGAAUCAAUACCUUCACAAAAACUUGGGACAUAAAUGCUGUCUUGAUUUUUCUCGCUUUUGUUGCCCACUUCCCUUUAAAAGAAAUGGUUCAACUGUUUUCAAAAGAUUUGUGGGCUGUUAAAGAAGUGUGCUUUGAAUAUAUACAUACUGGUUUGAAAAAUUCCACUGAUAUUGAGGCUGGCGCCAAAUCAUUGUAGGCUCUGUUCAUCUUCCGUCCCAGAACUCAAUUGUUAAACUGUAGUAUCUUGUCUAUGAAAACCCAUUUUUAAACUUCUUAGACUUUUUUUUUUAAAUCCAUGAACUCAAGUAUCUGCUUUAAUAAUGGUUUUUCAAAAUGUGUUACAUUGUCUAGAAAUUUUUUAUUUUUUUUUACAUCGUGUUAAUGAGGAGUGUCUGUCAUCAUAGUAUGACCCGUGUAAAGAUGAGUCUUUAUGACAUAUUUCCCAGUCACCAGAGAAUAAUGUUUACAUUAUAAUACAAUACUGCAAAUUGCUGAAAGUAUGACAUUCAUUCAAAACACCUAUUGUUUCAUUUGAUACAAUAGUUUUAAUUUGAUGAAACUGAUUGUAUUGUUAUACUGCAUUUUUAAAUCCCCAUUGAAAAGGUACUGUGAACUUUUUAUGAGGACUUAUGGUGUGUCUUUGCUUUGUGACUUUGUUGUGAAUUUUUAGAUUUAAAGCACUGUUAGAACUUGAGCUUUUCUUUGCGUCAAAUUUGGUAGUCUUGGAUAUUGGUAGAAUAAAACAGAUUAAUAAGAAGUCCCACUGAUAACAGAAAUGCAGACAAUACAACAUCCAUCUCAUAAACACUGCUAUAGUUCUACAAAUUUGAUGUCCUUGGAUGCUAUACUUUGGCCGUUGCAGGUUUCCAAACCUGCAGUCUUGGGUAGUCAUACAGUGACAUAUAAUAACAUUAAUAAAUGCACUUAUUGGGAGGGCAUUUGGGGUUGUAUUCUUUACAUUUUAGAAUACUUCCAGUACUGGUACGAAGAUUUUUUGAGACUUUCAGUAUUUCGCAAAAAAUCAUUUUGACAGACUGCUAUGUAUAGCGUACGAAUCGGAUUAAGGAGGAAAUUUCCUCUUUGGAAAGUGAUGGUACAGAGUUCCCCACAUCGUAUGAAUACGAUAGAAAAACAUGACGUACAGAUAGGGUUAAUAGUCAGGUCUGCACAUACGUCUGUCCAUGAGAGGACAAAUUCUUCACAAAAUUUUAAAAUCUGGAUGUUCCUUUUGAAAUUUGUCUGUUGUAGUUAUAAUAGAAUAUUGAACAAAGCUGGUCCAAUGGUGAUUGCAGAUACUGUGUGUCGUUGACAUUCUUUGAAUUUCUGAUAAGUAAUCAACGGCAGGGCCGUUUUGUGUCCACGGAUUACUGGCUGUUAUUAUUUCCUGCUUGCAGACUCUCAAGACCUCUCUCUUCCUGAAAUGAUUGAAUCUUUUGAAUCUGAAACUGGAGCAUUAUGAGCUCUCCAACAGAUGUACAUAUGUAUCCAGAAUAUUAAUUUCUACAGAGAUUCAGGAAACAAUACCUGAAAUGUUAUGACUUUGUAUAAAACUUCUUUACCAUACCUAGAUGAAAGCGCUUGUAAUUUCGUAACCCACAAUUUGCAAGAAUAAUGCAGUAAAAACCUGUGUAAGGUGUCCUCUUUUUGCCCCUGUGAAUGGUUAUUGCCAUAUAUAUAAAAGUGCAUCAUCAUUGUUAUAAUGUGAAACAAAGAUCCCUGUGAAUUUCUUAAUCAAGAUCAGCAGUGUCAUUUGAUUUACAUAAGGUUGCCAUAGUGUGCAACUUUGCAGUGAAAGUGGGAUGUCAUGUUGCUGCACUGACAUAUAAAGGUCAAUGUCAGCUAAUUAGCUGUGUAGUCAAUUCUCAAGUGGGUUGGUUACACCUCUUUCAUUACACAAAACACAUAAAUAGGUUGCGUUUGGGUUUUGUCCACGGAUGAGUUUUGGUAAGGUUUUCCCAUCCCAGCUCCCAGGGAGGACCUAGCUUUCUACUUCUUGGAGAAAUAUGAGAAAAAAAAGAGAGUCUUGUGUGCAUGUUGGACAUGUUAAUGACACCGUGAUAGUUCAGAAUGGGAAGAAGAGCUGGCCUAGCCAUGAUAAAAUUUGAAUUCGUCCCUAUCCAUAAUUGUUGAACAGACUCUCCCCUAGGUGCUACUGGUUGGUGAAAAAUUUAAUAAAAUGUUCAUAACAGAAUGGGAGCAUAACGUUCAGGUGUGGAUCAAUCAAUUUUUUCACACUGCUUUUUGGGACGUACCAAACUUAAUGAAGGUAACGCGAAAAAUUAUGGCACAUUAUUGCUGACGCAAUCAACUAAAAGUCAAAGCAAAUGAAACUGAGUGGGAAUUAAAUUUCUUCAGCCUCUCAUUCAGCAUUAAGGACAAGAGCGUGUAUUAACUACCAAUGUUAAAAAAUGACAAAAUAUUGUAGUGAGCUGUUUGAACAAUUGGUGGUUGGCAUAUGCUGGGGCUGUUUCUUUUUUUUUUUUUGUGCUUGAUGGGGUUUGAUUGAAAGUGAUCUUAAGUGCAUUACAGAAGUGGUUGAUAUGCAAAGGUCAAAUAUAACUACAGGAGAAUAAUUCCCAGAGAGAUCCAGGUGAAGCAAGUGGUCGUCAAGUUAGGUUUUUGCCGUACUAAGAAAGCAUAUUAACACUUUUACCUUGUGUCUCUUGAAUGUCUUGUCUUAGCAUUGUGGUGGUGUUUUUAUUUUUUGAGGAGUUAAAUUGAAGAAGAAAAAAAUAUGUUGAUAUUUUGUUCUUUAAUGCCUAAAGAUAGCUGGAAAUACCAGUUUUGGGUUUACCUGGUUUAUAACAUUUCCAUCUUGCAUACCAUGGCAAAACUAGAAAUGGCAUGCAGCUCUGAUGUUACAUAAAACUUUCCUACUAGCCAAUGUAAGUGGUGUGAUGUACAUAUUCAUAUUGACCUGUACAUGUGAAUAAACCUGCAUGAACUUGCAUCCUUAG